AUGGUGAACGAUAUCGAAAAGGUAUCCGCUGAGCGAAUCUCCGCAGAGAAUAUUGAACAUGUCGAUAGUCUUCCCCCAACUAAACGCGUGGUUGACAUCGACGAUGAUGAGGAGUACACCUAUGAAGAACAGCGGAAAAUCAUCCAUCGUGUUGACCGCCGGCUGGUCAUAAUCGUAGGUGCCGCAUAUUGCAUCAGUCUGAUGGACCGUACAAACGUGUCGGUAGCGGCAAUUACUGGAAUGAUGGAGGACCUUGAGUUGGCGGUUGGCUUUCGAUAUUCUAUCAUGGUGCUGGUCUUUUUCGUGACCUACAUCGUAUUCCAGCCCUUGGCAACCGCCAUUAUUCGAAAAAUAGGACCUCGAACAUUCAUCUCCACAAUCGUGAUGACCUGGGGUGCAUGUCUAAUUGGAUUUGCAUAUUCCCCGGACUGGCAGACGCUGACCGGGUUGCGUGCGCUUCUUGGCGUCCUGGAGGCUGGUUUCUUUCCCGGCUCGGUGUAUCUUCUGUCGUGCUGGUAUUCGCGAUAUGAGGUCCAAAAGCGCUACUCGCUCUUUUACCUGAUCGGAUGUGUUGCAUCAGCUCUUUCCGGUAUUCUUGCCUUUGGCUUCAGCCAGAUGAAGCCACUGCAAGGCCUGAACGGGUGGCAAUGGAUUUUCAUUAUGCAGGCGGUUUUGACAUUCAUCAUCGGGAUCCUGUGCAUGAUCUUUGUUGUAGACUUCCCUGAUAGGGCCUUUAAAGCAUGGGGAUUCCUGAAUGAGAAGGAAUGUGCGUUCGUCCUCCGCCGAUUGAACAGAGAUCGCGCAGACGCCGACCCGGAGCCCUUCAGUUUCGGCAAGUUCCUCCGCCCAGCAUUGGAUCUGAAGAUCUGGGCGUUUGCUUUUAUUUUCUUUGCCCUGACGACCCUCUCCUAUGGCAUCGCCUACUUCUUACCCAUCAUCCUUCGUGAUAAUAUGGGUUUCAGUGUCGCAGCAGCCCAGUGUCUUGUCGCACCCCCAUUUGUCCUCGCCGGAAUCCUCAUGGUUGCAACCUCAUGGGUCGGCGAUAAGUACCGCAUGCGCGCACCAAUCCUUGCGUUCAAUAGCGUGGUCACCCUGAUCGGCCUGCCGAUUAUGGGUUUUGCCGAGAGCUCAGCAGUCCGCUUCUUCGGCGUAUUCCUGACAACGGCUGGCGUGAAUGCCAAUAUCCCAGCCUGCAUGGCUUACCAGGCCAACAAUAUCCGGGGACAGUGGACCCGUGCGUUUGCUAGCGCUACACUCGUUGCCUUUGGUGGGAUUGGCGGGAUUGCGGGGAGUCUGGUGUUUCGGUCGCAGGAUGCGCCGGAUUAUAUCCCCGGCAUCUGGGCUGUUAUAACAUGCCAGCUGUGUCUUCUCGUUGUGGUGGCAGCUCUGAGUCUUCAUUUCUGGAUAAGCAACCGUAAGGCUGAUCGCGGGGAGAAGAUUCUCGAGGGAUCCCCUGAUUUCCGAUACACAAUUUAA
Molecule: messenger RNA, 1476 nt
Organism: Aspergillus puulaauensis
Lineage: Eukaryota; Fungi; Ascomycota; Eurotiomycetes; Eurotiales; Aspergillaceae
Exons: 7
Coding region: 1-1476 (491 amino acids)
Biological process (GO): transmembrane transport
Cellular component (GO): membrane
Molecular function (GO): transmembrane transporter activity
Source: RefSeq, a predicted model, not a curated record